This is a messenger RNA of Homarus americanus (American lobster), 2630 nucleotides long. RefSeq names its product glutamate decarboxylase-like (gene Gad1). The coding region runs from base 1 to 1614 and encodes 537 amino acids. The transcript is spliced from 10 exons. Gene Ontology annotation, biological process: carboxylic acid metabolic process. Gene Ontology annotation, molecular function: carboxy-lyase activity; pyridoxal phosphate binding. Gene Ontology annotation, cellular component: cytoplasm. Lineage: Eukaryota; Metazoa; Arthropoda; Malacostraca; Decapoda; Nephropidae. The record is from RefSeq and is a predicted model, not a curated record.
AUGCCGGAUUCUUGGAAUAUUGGAAUGUCAGAACCUGAGGCUGAAAUCACUUUCUUCAGAAAUCCUGGAUUUAAAAGAAAUGUACUCACCAUCAUCACCAGUACUCACCAUCAGUACUCACCAUCACCACUCUCUCACACAGAUCUCCUCCCCUUCACCGUCACGGCCGCCCCGGAGACGAGAGAGUUCUUGUCUCGUGUGGCCGACAUCUCCAUUGACUUCAUCAGGUCAACCUUCGACCGUAACUCUAAGAUCCUGGACUUCCACCAGCCCGAGCAGCUGAAGGAGGUGCUUGAACUGGAAAUCCCCGCCAAGCCGCUCAACCUCGACCAGAUCCUUGUCGACUGUAAGGACGCCCUCAAGUACCAAGUAAAGACUGGUCACCCGAGGUUCAUGAACCAACUGUCGUGUGGCACUGAGGUGGUAUCCAUAGCUGGUGAGUGGCUGACAGCUGCUGCCAACACCAACAUGUUUACCUACGAGAUCGCCCCUGUCUUUAUCCUGAUGGAACACGUGACGAUGAAGCACAUGAGGAAGAUCAUCGGGUACAAGGCUGGUGACAGUAUCCUGGCGCCAGGAGGUUCUGUCAGUAACCUGUACGCCGCCCUCGCUGCCAGGCACAAAAUGUUCCCAGAGUACAAGAAGAAGGGUCUGCUAGCUCUACCAGGCGAACUCUGCAUGUUCACCAGCCUUCAUAGCCACUACUCCAUGAUGGGAGCAGCGGCCGCUAUGGGUCUUGGUACUGACAACCUUAUUGAAGUUCCUGUUGAUGAAAAGGGGCGUAUGAUUCCGUCAGAGCUUGACCGACUCAUCCAGGAGGCCAAGGCUAAGGGCAAGAUUCCAUUCUUGGUGUGCGCUACUGCUGGAACCACCGUCAUGGGAGCAUUUGACCCCCUCCAUGCCGUGGCUGACGUCUGUGAGAAGUAUAAACUCUGGUUCCAUGUUGAUGCUGCGUGGGGUGGUGGCGUCCUGCUUUCCAAGAACCAACGCCACAAGAUGGACGGCGUUGAACGAUCCCAGUCUAUCACCUGGAACCCCCACAAGCUGAUGGGUGUGCUCCUCCAGUGCUCCACCGUGCACUUCCAGGAAGACGGUCUGUUGAUAUCUUGUAACCAGAUGUGCGCCGACUACCUCUUCCAGCAAGACAAACCUUACGACGUGAACUACGACACGGGCGACAAAGUCAUCCAGUGCGGCCGUCACAACGACAUCUUUAAGCUGUGGCUCUUGUGGCGCUCUAAGGGUGAUGAAGGGUUCGAGAAACACAUGGACCAUCUGUUCGAGAUGACGUCGUAUAUGAUUCAGCGUAUGAAGCAACACCCAGACAAGUAUGAGCUGUUGAACGACGAGCCUGAGUGUACUAACGUGUGCUUUUGGUACGUCCCUCACCGCCUCCGCUCCAUGAAGGCUGGACCAGACAGGCACAAGCUUCUGGGAGACGUUCAGCCUAUCCUAAAGGGCCGCAUGAUGACUGCCGGGACCCUCAUGAUCGGCUACCAGCCUCUCGACCACCACCCCAACUUCUUCAGAAACAUCAUCUCCUCUCAGGCCGUAAGGAGGGAAGACAUCGACUUCAUGUUGGAGGAGCUCGACCGUCUGGGCUACGACUUGUAAAGUGAGGGUGUCGCAACGGGCAUGCGUGCGAGUGGUGCUGGGGAGAGAGCGCGUGCGGCCCUCAAGACGAGAGGGACAAGAUGAGCUCUGACAGUGUUUCCGUAGGCCCACUCGCCUAGAGGUCUUUGGAAGAAUGUUUUGAAGUCUUCCGGAGGACCCCUGGCGUGGAUCUCUCCUGCAGACGCCUUAAGAUAGCUCUGAGAAUCGCCUCUUAAGGAGACAUCUUGAGAACUACUCUUAAGGAGGCUCAGAGCGCAGUCUGAAGGAGGAUUCUGACGAAGACCAAAACGCAGUACAAACUAAGACUCUCUUAGCGGGACCCCCACCUCUCCUUCAGCGGCGACGACUUAGCCAGGACCCGCUGAGUUGCCCCUCGUCAUGAGUCUCUCUGCUCCCCCAAGGAGGGUUUGUCUUGUCAACUCAAGGAUCAACUGCUUCAGAGAACAUAGAAGCUUUGUUAAACUGGCCACGGAAUAUGUUGAGAGCAUGUUGUAUGUUGCUAUAUGUGGUGUUGUCUUAUAGUUUAGUAACGCCAGUGUCAGCACAUGUUACCAGUAACGAUGCUAAACUACGGCUGGUUGCUGUUUGGAGAAGCCAUGACCGGACGGGGUCAUCACUCACCCAGGAUGACCUCUCCUCGAGCGGUGUCGUGCACGGACUGACCUACUGAGAAAGGUCAAAUGCAGGUCAACAACCUUAGUACCACCCGCACUGACCUCUAUCAGAACGGGUCAUACAAUGAGAGACCCUAGCAUGAACCGUAGUCUAGAAGAGGUCAUGUAUGGGUUGACCUUGACUGGAUGGUGUCGUGGAUGGUCGGAGCACCGUGACUGAAGCAAUAAAGUAACUCACUCUAGUUCUUCGUCAGGAAUUUCUGGUUGAGAUAAUCCGCCGUGUUGUCAAACCUCUUCCCGGUACUGUGACCACACCAUGUUUACUGCCACACUACACUUAACCACACCAUAUAUACUACCACACUACACUUAACCACACCAUACAUACUACCACACUACACU